Molecule: messenger RNA, 1235 nt
Organism: Antechinus flavipes (yellow-footed antechinus)
Lineage: Eukaryota; Metazoa; Chordata; Mammalia; Dasyuromorphia; Dasyuridae
Gene: ASPA
Product: aspartoacylase
Exons: 7
Coding region: 105-1046 (313 amino acids)
Molecular function (GO): hydrolase activity, acting on ester bonds; hydrolase activity, acting on carbon-nitrogen (but not peptide) bonds, in linear amides
Source: RefSeq, a predicted model, not a curated record
UGCCGGCUGCACUUAGGCUGCUGACCUUCUGAGGGAGUCCUAAGUCCCGCCAGAGGCAGCGUCUUGAGUUGACAUUUGCUCUGAGCUCCAAAUAUGCUGGCGGGAUGGCGGCGCUGCUGGGAGCCCGGAGCCCCCUGCGGAGGGUGGCCAUCUUCGGCGGCACCCACGGAAACGAGCUCUCGGGGGUGCUCCUGGUGAAGCACUGGGAAGAACACGGGGCCGAGGUGCAGCGGGCCGGGCUGCAGGUGACGCCCUUUCUAGCCAACCCGCGGGCCGUGCGCGGGGGCUGCAGGUACAUCGACUGCGACCUGAACCGGGCCUUCGACUCCGCCCACCUGAGCCAGGAAGUGACCGAGGACUCUCCCUACGAAGUCCGCCGGGCCCAGGAGAUCCAGCGCCUGUUCGGGCCCAAGGGCGGCGCGGACGCCUACGACGUGAUCCUGGACCUGCACAACACCACGGCCAACAUGGGCUGCGCGCUGAUCCUGGAGGCGGCCGGCGACGACCUGCUGAUACAGAUGUUCCACUACGUGAAGAGCCGCCUGGCCCCCCUGCCCUGCUCCGUGUACCUCCUCGACCACCCCACUCUCAAGUACGGCACCACGCGCUCCGUGGCAAAGCACCCCGUGGGCAUCGAGGUCGGCCCCCAGCCUCACGGGGUGCUCAGAGCCGACAUUCUGGACCAGAUGAGGAGAGUGGUCGGACACGCCCUGGAUUUCAUCCAGCAUUUCAAUGAGGGAAGAGAAUUCCCUCCCUGUUCGCUGGAGGUUUACCAGGUCACAGAGAAAGUCGACUUCCCCCGGAAGAAGGAUGGGGAGAUCGCGGCCAUGAUCCACCCCAGCCUGCAGGACCAGGACUGGAAGCCGCUGAACCCCGGGGACCCCGUGUUCCUCACGCUGGACGGGGAGACCAUUCCUUUUGAGGGGCCCGGCCCGGUGUACCCCGUGUUUGUGAACGAGGCCGCCUACUAUGAGAAGGGAGAAGCCUUUGCCAAGACCCGCAAGGUGACGCUGACCGCCAGGAGCCUCAACUGCCCCGAGCCCUAGGCGGCCUCCAGGCCCCGGGGCGAGUCCCGGCCUGGCCUUGGGGGGCCCUCGCCCCGGGAGCCAGUGUUUGCUGGGGCGACUGGAGCUCUCGGCCUCCCGCUCUGCGCUGGGGCCGGCCUGGCGCUGCCUGCGGACGCGGGGUCUGGGGGGGGACGGGGCGCUAAUAAAAUGAUCCUCUCUGCUCCUGUG